GGGGGUGGGCCAGAGCGAUAGAGCGGUCGUUAAGGCGGACGCUGUGAUGUGGCGGCGGCUGGAGGUCUUCCCAAUCUCCCUGCAUAUGGGGUUACAGGAUGCCUGAUGGAGUCUAUGAGAUUAUGAGGAGCAUUGACAGGGUGACAAGAAAGCAGCUAUUCCACUUAAUUGAUGGGUAAAGACAGUGGGGUACACUUUGAAAGGCAAGACUUUGGACGAUAUCUGAAGAGAAACUUUUUAAACCAAAGUCUGGUGGGGUCCUGAAAUGUAUUUCCGACUUGAGACUGCCCUGAGGGCCAGUGUCCCACUUGGUUUGCGAUUUCAGUCAAGCAGCCAAGCCUCUGCAGCUGUGUUGAAAGCAAGCCAAACAGCACCUGGAUUCAGUUUUGAACUCUCAGAUGAGCAGAAAGAGUUCCAGGCUACAGCACGAAAAUUUGCUCGGGAGGAAGUGGCUCCAGCAGCUGCUGACUAUGACAGGAGCGGAGAGUAUCCUGCUCCCCUUAUUAAGACAGCAUGGGAACUGGGCCUGAUGAACACGCACAUUCCCGUGAGUUGCGGUGGAAUGGGACUAGGCAUCUUUGAUUCCUGUGUUAUAACUGAAGAAAUAGCAUAUGGUUGUACCGGCAUUCAGACUGCAAUUGAGGCCAAUUCACUGGGGCAAAUGCCAGUCAUCCUCGCAGGCAGUGAGGAACAGCAGAAGAAGUACUUGGGACGAAUGACUGAGGCUCCGUUGAUGUGUGCAUACUGUGUGACAGAACCCGGCGCUGGCUCUGAUGUAGCUGGCAUCAAGACCAGAGCAGAGAAAAAGGGUGACGAAUACAUCAUUAAUGGUCAGAAGAUGUGGAUCACAAAUGGGGGCAAAGCGAACUGGUAUUUUCUCCUUGCUCGUUCGGAUCCAGAUCCCAAAGCUUCUGCAAGCAAAGCUUUCACUGGCUUCAUUGUAGAUGCUGACUCUCCCGGAAUCCAAGUUGGAAGAAAGGAGAUUAACAUGGGUCAGCGCUGCUCCGAUACCAGAGGCAUUGUCUUUGAAGAUGUGCGAGUGCCUAAGGAGAAUGUCCUUAUUGGAGAGGGAGCUGGCUUCAAAAUUGCAAUGGGAGCAUUUGACAAAACCAGACCACCGGUUGCUGCUGGAGCAGUUGGUUUAGCCCAGAGAGCCUUGGAUGAAGCGACUAGGUAUGCCUUGGAAAGAAAAACCUUUGGAAGAUUACUCGCACAGCAUCAGGCAGUUUCCUUCCUGCUGGCAGACAUGGCCCUGAAGGUGGAAUUGGCACGGUUAGGUUACCAGAGGGCAGCCUGGGAAGUGGACCAGGGACGGAGGAACACUUACUACGCCUCCAUAGCAAAAGCCUUUGCGGGAGACAUUGCCAAUCAGGUUGCCAGUGAUGCUGUCCAGAUCUUUGGGGGCAGUGGAUUCAACAGUGAAUAUCCCGUGGAGAAACUGAUGAGAGAUGCUAAAAUCUACCAGAUCUACGAAGGCACUGCUCAAAUCCAGAGAAUGAUCAUCGCACGACAACACAUCGAGAAAUACGAGCAGUGAAAGAUCAUUUUGUUUACAUCGAAUAAAUGCCUCACAAUGCAAUUCUGAUUCCUAGACUGACCCCACCACACAAACCCACUUUUCUUUCUAUGCAAUGCAGAGAGGAGUUAAAGUUUACUUCUGUUGAGAACAGGACCCCUUUUUAUGUCUGUAACAUUUUCUGAAAGUGACUCAACAAUUUAUGGUGACCGGCACUUGAGAGAUUUUGGACCUAAGGGAAAUUUAGCGGUAGCCUGCAAUCGAACAUAACAUUCUCAAAAUAUGAUGAACAAAUAAAUAGCUAAAAAUAAAGAAGCACUUCAAACAAA
Messenger RNA from Stegostoma tigrinum, 1845 nucleotides. It is a transcript of the gene acadm, whose product is annotated as acyl-CoA dehydrogenase medium chain. NCBI's taxonomy places the organism in Eukaryota, Metazoa, Chordata, Chondrichthyes, Orectolobiformes, Stegostomatidae. The transcript has 13 exons. The record is from RefSeq and is a predicted model, not a curated record. Gene Ontology annotation, molecular function: flavin adenine dinucleotide binding; medium-chain fatty acyl-CoA dehydrogenase activity. Gene Ontology annotation, cellular component: mitochondrion. Bases 266 to 1537 code for a protein of 423 amino acids. Gene Ontology annotation, biological process: medium-chain fatty acid catabolic process; fatty acid beta-oxidation.